GGCGCCAGGUGCUAAACGGAAGUAAAAGCCGCGUGUCUUUACUUAUUUUUACGUGAGAAGUGGAGUUUGGCUGUUUUUUCCGUGGUGUUUAAUCUAGAGGCUUAAUCUUAAUCUUUAACAAAGGAAACGAUAAACUACGAGUCUGGUAUGUCGGCCUCCCUAAUAAGGAGAGGAUUGGAACUCUUAAACGAUGACCUUAAAGGUGAAUCAAGCGACGGGAAGCGGAGGAGCCAAAAAAAGGCAGACGUGGCUCCGGGGACCAGCGUGAUGGACCGGAUCCGCUCCGACAAGCAGGGGGUCACCCGGCAGGUUAGGCGUCUGCGCGGCCGGCCAGGUCCUGGGAAAUCACGGGCUACGGUCAAGGACAAGCGGAUCAAGUCUGCUGUAGAGGAGUAUCUGAAGAAGCAGAGCAGCAGCCAUCUGAAGAGAAACCUGAAGUACUUCCUGGGCAAGGGGUUCAAAGCCGAGGAGAGCGUCACGGGCAAGAUCUUGUCACAGCACCAGGGCCGACAGGCCCGAGACCGCCCCCCCAGCCCUGCCAAGAAGAAGGAGGAGAAGAGAUCAGUGUUCACCGAGGCCGAGUUCGAGCAGUUCCAGAAGGAGUAUUUCGGCAGGCUGGUGGAGGAGAACGUCUGACCCUGUAGGGGGUCCCAUGGGACAAGGGUGCGCAGCUGGUUCCUCGAGCAGGGAACAGACCGAGCCCUUUCUGACACUUAUUUGGGCACCUGAUCAGCUUCUCUGGACUGUGCACACAGAAGCAAUAUACUGUGGAUGCGAUAGUGGGGGGAAGAAAAGAUCAUUAACUCUUCCCAUCGUUCCUCCUGUUAUUAUUAUAAACAUCUUUGACUGGAGCAGCUUAGCGAUUUCUCUUGUUCGGGGGCAGGUGGGCUUGGUGGAAUAAACUGGGAAAUGUGUUUUAUUCCAGCCAGGGAAUAAAUCAAGUCCUGAAUAAUCAAGUGCGUUUGGAGUAGCAGCACCUACCUGCUAAUUACCUUCUUAAUUCCUAUGGAAGCAGUAAGGGUGUACUUUAUUGUUCCCACCUGGUUUCUGCAUGUUGGCUUAGUUUUGGUUGAAUAAAUAAUAAAGUGAAAUCUAUUGAGUGUUA
This is a messenger RNA of Lepisosteus oculatus (spotted gar), 1105 nucleotides long. RefSeq names its product ribosomal protein S19 binding protein 1 (gene rps19bp1). The record is from RefSeq and is a predicted model, not a curated record. Gene Ontology annotation, cellular component: nucleolus. NCBI's taxonomy places the organism in Eukaryota, Metazoa, Chordata, Actinopteri, Semionotiformes, Lepisosteidae. Gene Ontology annotation, molecular function: enzyme binding.